Molecule: messenger RNA, 918 nt
Organism: Eremothecium sinecaudum
Lineage: Eukaryota; Fungi; Ascomycota; Saccharomycetes; Saccharomycetales; Saccharomycetaceae
Gene: BUB2
Product: Bub2p
Exons: 1
Coding region: 1-918 (305 amino acids)
Biological process (GO): activation of GTPase activity; negative regulation of septation initiation signaling
Cellular component (GO): mitotic spindle pole body
Molecular function (GO): GTPase activator activity
Source: RefSeq, a predicted model, not a curated record
AUGGAUAAGUUCUUGGCACAGGAGCCUCUAAUUGUGCAGUCUUCUUUAUCACAGCUGCGGUACUUGGUACUAUCGGAGGGUGUACCAACGGAUAGAGAAAGGCGUAAAAGGUGCUAUGUCUGGUCCAUAUUAUCUCGUACGAGCAUGGAAGGUGCUACAAGUAGGUAUGUAGAGCUAGUUAAGAAGGGUGAACCGGCUGGUGCUAUAUUCAAGAAGAUCCAGAAUGAUACGUUUCGGACGUUUUCAACAGAUACUGUAUUUAGAGAGGUUGUAUCAGAGCAUGCUCUGAGUAGGUGUCUGUGCUGCUUUGCAUGGGAGCAGCAGAGACGCCGUAACGGCGGUGGUACAGGUGUUAGAGUUGCUCCUUAUGUUCAGGGUAUGAAUGUUCUUCUUGCACCGCUGCUGUAUAGUUGCCCUUCCGAGGCGAUGGCUUUCCGCUUGUUCGAAACCGUUUGUCAUAAAGUAAUCCCCACGUACUUGGACAACUCGCUCAGUGGUGUUCACACUGGUGCUAGGCUUUUGGAUGUGUGUUUGAGGGUUGUGGAUCCUAAGUUGGGCAGUUUCCUUGCAGAUAACCUUUUAACUGCAGAGAUCUACGGGGUGCCGGCGAUCCUUACUCUAUCGAGUUGCCAAAAGCCACUUGAUGAGGUAUGCAAAUUGUGGGACUUUAUGUUUGCGUACGGCUUUCACAUGAAUAUCCUUUUUAUUGUAGCGCAACUGGUUACGCUGCGUAGUCGGAUAAUGCAAUCAGACUCUCCGAUGAAUCUGCUAAGACAGAUGCCGGAGUUCGAUGCGGAUGAGAUUAUAAGACUAGGAGUUGGCUUUGUAGCCAAAAUCCCGCAGGGAUUGUACGAUUUAUUAGUUAGACAUUUGACAGAUCCCGAUAUAGAUGUAUCGAGCUACACGGGCCAGGACUAG